This is a messenger RNA of Drosophila grimshawi, 1009 nucleotides long. RefSeq lists its product as uncharacterized. The transcript is spliced from 4 exons. The record is from RefSeq and is a predicted model, not a curated record. Lineage: Eukaryota; Metazoa; Arthropoda; Insecta; Diptera; Drosophilidae. The coding region runs from base 254 to 880 and encodes 208 amino acids.
ACAAUGGAAAAUUAAUCAGCAUCGAUAAUGGCAUCGAUAACAUAAAGCCAUAUUGAAUAUAAACAAUUAAUAUUUAUGCAUACAAAUAAAAAAUAGCUAGCGAAGGGUGAGCGAACUUCAACAAUGUGACUUGACUUUCCUCUGCAAUAAAGGACUUGAUGGAAUUAACAAAAUGAAGCUUGAUUGAUUGAUUGAAGUCGAUGUACAGAAACUAAAUAUUUAAACAAACCGAUCGAAAUCUAUAUGCCCUACAAUGUCCAACAAAGAGGAAGUGACGGUUACAAAAGCGAAAUCCAGCGUGUUGCAAGAUAGGAAAACAUAUUGGUAUACAGUUGGUGAAAUUAAGAACGCGGCCAUAUGCCCCAGCUGUGGCAGUACCACGGAUAAGUUUAAGAAAAAUAUAACUGCGCACGUUAAGCGCUGCUUUAGCAUUAAGAAGAUCGGACCCAUCUAUCGACUACAUGGAUAUGUCGAAUGUAAAUGCGGAUUUUUAAUUGCCGACAAUACCAAGGCACAGAAACUGCAUGUUUGUAUGGGGGAAGUUCCAGCAUUUGAGCCCGAUUUGUCUUAUAUGAGCAAAACGGCGGCGCCUACAGUUCACCUGAAUCGGGAGCUGUUGAUGCCCAAGCCCUGGAUACGAAAUUUCGUCUCACCAUUUAAGUUAGAUAUAGAAAACAUUCAGGCGAACCCAAAGACGAAGCCGCGUGUAAGAAAUUUCGAGAUGCCAGCCAGCAAUCUGGAGCCGCAGAAUGUCAGUGUUUACUCCAUCAGCUCGAGCAAUGGCACAAUUUUGAUAAAGGGUCAGGACAACCGGAAUGUCCUGACGAUAAGAAAACGAGUAUUGCGAUUACCCCGCAUCAAAGGGUACGCAUGUAGUUAGCAGCGAGUCGUUGUAUAUGUUUCAACAAUUUUGCAGUUUCAUUUGGAAAAUUAACGCAUUAGUUUGUAUAUGUAAUAAAUAAAAAAAUCAUUUAUUAUAGAUGUACUUGUAAAAUUGGUUUACAACUUA